GGGGCGGCGCGCGGCCUAACGGCGGCGGCGGCGGCGACAGCAGCGGUGGUAGUGUCUGGUUAGCUCGGCGGCUGCAGAUCUCGCGGCGACGCCUGCGAGGGACCCCGGCCGCGGGUCGAGGCGGGCGGUGCCUGCGAGGGACCCGUGUCGCGGGUCGAGGCGGGCGGCGCGCGGUGGGGGCACUCGGCGAUGGUAGGCGUCCCUGGAGCGGCCGCCUUCCAGCUUGGUCCUGAGAAAAGGGUGCCAGCAAUGCCUGGAUCGCCUGUGGAAGUGAAGAUACAGUCCAGAUCCUCACCUCCCACCAUGCCACCCCUCCCACCAAUAAAUCCUGGAGGACCGAGACCAGUGUCCUUCACUCCUACUGCAUUAAGCAAUGGAAUCAACCAUUCUCCUCCUACCCUGAAUGGUGCCCCAUCACCACCACAGAGAUUCAGCAAUGGUCCUGCCUCCUCCACAUCAUCUGCACUCACAAAUCAGCAGUUGCCAGCCACCUGUGGUGCUCGACAGCUCAGCAAGUUGAAACGCUUUCUUACCACUCUGCAACAGUUUGGAAAUGACAUCUCCCCUGAGAUUGGGGAGAAGGUGCGGACUCUUGUUCUUGCACUGGUGAACUCAACAGUGACAAUCGAGGAAUUCCACUGUAAGCUCCAAGAAGCCACAAACUUUCCCCUUCGUCCUUUUGUGAUUCCAUUUCUCAAGGCCAACCUUCCCCUGCUACAGCGAGAACUGCUGCACUGCGCUCGGGCAGCCAAGCAGACCCCAUCCCAGUACCUCGCUCAGCACGAACACCUUCUGCUCAACACAAGCAUUGCAUCGCCUGCUGAUUCGUCAGAGCUGCUCAUGGAGGUACACGGAAAUGGGAAGAGGCCCAGUCCGGAGAGGAGAGAAGAGAAUAGUUUUGAUAGAGAUACAAUCGCUCCUGAGCCUCCUGCCAAGAGAGUAUGUACCAUCAGCCCUGCUCCUCGGCACAGUCCUGCUCUCACUGUGCCCCUAAUGAAUCCUGGGGGCCAAUUCCAUCCUACCCCUCCGCCUCUUCAGCAUUACACCUUAGAGGAUAUUGCAACUUCUCACCUGUAUCGGGAACCCAACAAGAUGCUAGAGCAUCGAGAAGUUCGUGAUAGACACCACAGUCUCGGUCUAAAUGGAGGCUAUCAAGAUGAGUUGGUAGAUCAUCGUUUGACAGAAAGGGAAUGGGCUGAUGAAUGGAAACAUCUUGACCAUGCGCUGAAUUGCAUUAUGGAAAUGGUAGAGAAAACAAGGCGCUCCAUGGCAGUUCUGCGGCGCUGUCAGGAAUCAGAUCGUGAAGAACUCAACUAUUGGAAAAGACGGUACAAUGAAAACACAGAGCUGAGGAAAACAGGGACUGAGUUGGUCUCCAGGCAACACAGCCCUGGGAGUACAGAUUCUCUCAGCAAUGAUUCUCAGAGAGAGUUCAACAGCAGGCCAGGUACAGGAUACGUACCUGUGGAGUUUUGGAAGAAAACAGAAGAAGCUGUGAAUAAGGUGAAAAUUCAGGCCAUGUCAGAAGUACAGAAGGCUGUCGCUGAGGCAGAGCAGAAAGCAUUUGAAGUGAUUGCAACAGAGAGAGCACGAAUGGAGCAAACCAUAGCGGACGUCAAGCGGCAGCAGGAGUACUGUACCUUAAAAACCCAUCAAGAGGAGUCCACGGAGAACUGCUGGAACUGUGGCCGCAAAGCCAGCGAGACAUGCAGUGGCUGCAAUAUCGCGCGAUACUGCGGCUCUUUCUGCCAGCACAAGGACUGGGAGCGGCACCACCGCCUCUGUGGUCAGAACCUGCAUGGCCAGAGUCCCCACAGCCAGGGUCGGCCGCUGCUUCCUGUAGGCAGGGGCUCCUCUGCCAGGUCUGCCGACUGCAGCGUGCCCAGCCCAGCCCUCGACAAGACCUCGGCAACCACAUCGCGUUCCUCCACACCUGCUUCGGUGACAGCUAUCGACACCAACGGACUCUGAGCCCCGGACUCUACUUACCCUGAUGGCUGCUCAGCACCACAGAGUGCUUGGGCUGUGGGACUGGCUGUUGGAACCCGUGCAUGUAGCUCUGCUGGGUCAUUAACAAGAAAUGCAUUGGUGGCAGGAAGAGUCCAAGCCUGAAUAAUAGCGCCCCACAGCCUCUCUGGACACUUGCUGUCUGCGGAGCCAGUGUGCCAUUCUCUGCACGUGGGCAGCCGGCCCAACCUGCCUCCUCCAUGGCUUUCCUGGUUUGUUCCUCCCCACUGAAGCUGACUUAGCCAGCCUCUUUUCAGUGUAGACCACCAGCUCCCCUCCCCGUCUCCUUGAGUCAGCAGACUGUCCAAUGUGCUCAGCCAGGCUGGAGGCAGCAGACAGCAGGCUGUGGAGGAGGCCCCUCGGACAGGGAGCAGCCUGCCUCACCCCUGAACAGCUCUUUCGGCCCCAUCUCCACCCUCAGCAGAUGACACUGAUUGGCCUCACGGGGACUUGGGUAAGCAACAGGCGGCACUCAGGACUCUCUUCUCAACCUUGCUGUUCAGACUUGUUAAGAUCUCAGAGUCCACAGGAAAGAAGUCACUGUUGCAAUAAAAGCACCCGUAGUAGCAAAAACAUAAACAAUAAAAUUUCCCCCACAUCACAGAUGAUUUUGGACAAGAUUUUCCAACCUUGCUGGCUACUUUAGUUUGGGACCCAUUUUUUUUCUCAUUUGAUUUUGCUUGUGCAGAAAAUAGUUUCCAGCACAUGGAUUGGUCUGAGAGAGAAUGAGACUCAGUUGUGGAUAGUCUGUUCUCUCUGAGCAUGUUGGCCAAACUAGUAUCAUCAAAUUAUUGAGUGGAUCAUCUCUUGGAAAUGCAGAACUUCUGCCACCACUUGGCUAUUUGCACAGUCGUCUUGUUCUGUGUCCUUUUAUCUCUCAGACCACACACAUCUGGAAUGCUGUGGGCAUCUUCUGCCCAUGGGCUCUAUUUGGCACCUGCUGAGCCACAGUUGUCCUGCUGGACGUGCUGUGGCAGGUUGGUAGGACUUGCCCCCACUGUCAAGGCCUGGUCUUGUCUGAAAAGCCCUCCUGGACCUCAAAGAAUUCUUCGGACCUCAUAGUUACAGGUCAUUAUAUCUACUAUGUUGAUUUAUCAUCAGGCACACAA
Molecule: messenger RNA, 3116 nt
Organism: Cercocebus atys (sooty mangabey)
Lineage: Eukaryota; Metazoa; Chordata; Mammalia; Primates; Cercopithecidae
Gene: CBFA2T2
Product: core-binding factor, runt domain, alpha subunit 2; translocated to, 2
Exons: 13
Coding region: 190-1971 (593 amino acids)
Biological process (GO): DNA-templated transcription; negative regulation of DNA-templated transcription
Cellular component (GO): nucleus
Molecular function (GO): transcription corepressor activity
Source: RefSeq, a predicted model, not a curated record